This is a messenger RNA of Plasmodium gallinaceum, 2433 nucleotides long. RefSeq names its product inner membrane complex protein 1a, putative. The coding region runs from base 1 to 2433 and encodes 810 amino acids. The transcript has 5 exons. NCBI's taxonomy places the organism in Eukaryota, Apicomplexa, Aconoidasida, Haemosporida, Plasmodiidae. The record is from RefSeq and is a predicted model, not a curated record.
AUGUUUAAUAAAUGCCAAGUAAAAAGUAGUUGUCUGGAAGAAGGUAAUGAAACAAGAACAAGCAUAAAUAAAGAAAAUGAAAAACUAUAUGAGGAAACUCUAACAAAAGAAAAAGGAGAUUUAACAAAAAUUAUAGAAGGAGAACCAGAUCUUUCGAAAGCUGUUGAAAUAAGUCAGCGUACUGAGAGAGAAUAUGUGGCUAUAACUGCUUAUCAGCCAGUUGAUGUUGUAACCAGAACUGUUGAGGUACCCUUCGUUAGAACAAUAGAAACUACUAUUCCUAAAAUAACAUAUGAAAACAAAAUUAAAGAAAUUCCAAAAUAUUAUUCUAAAAUUGUUGAAAAGGUUGUUGAGGUUCCAGAAAUAAAAUAUGUUGACAAAAUUGUUGAUGUACCACAUAUUCAAUAUUACUUCAAAUAUAUUCCAAAAGUUGAAGUAAAAGAAAAUAUUAUUAAAAAACCAGUUUAUGAAAAAAAAAUUGUAGAAAAAAUUGUAGAAGUUCCUAAAAUAAAAGAAGUACAAAGAUAUCAAGAAGUGGAAACUGUGGAAUAUAUUGUAAAGUAUAUUCCGAAAGAUAAAAGUGAAUAUAAAGAAAAGGUAAAUGAGGAUCAGCAGCAAACUAAAGAUGUAAAUGAAAAUAAUCUAUAUGAAGAAUCUUCAGAUGUUGUUAAUAGUGAAAAUGAAACAAAAGAAAAAAAAGGAGAAUAUAAAGAAGAAUCUACCCAAAAUAUAGCAAGUGGUGAUUUAAAUACACCAACAGAUAAUAUCAAUGGAACAAGAUUAAUUAAAAGUGCUCCUAUCGACAUGAAUCAAGGAGAAUUUUUACAACAAAAUGCAAUAUAUAACAAAUAUGUUCCAUCUAUUAGUACUCCAGGGAUGAAUUCCAAUAUAUUUACUAAAUCUAUGCAAGAUUAUAGACAAACAAAAUCUGGUGCAUUCCCUUCUUUUGGUUUACAAAAUGAAUUAUCAAUGAUGCAACUAAAAAAAAGUAGUUCUAUAUUACCAGCACCAAGUAUUGAGCAAGUUUUUAGACCUAAAAUUGUCAAAAAUAUAGAAGUUCAAAAGCAUGUUCCUAUUUCUGUUGAUGUUCCAGUGCCAUAUAUGGUUCCCAAACCUGUAGUUGUUAAUAUAGAAAUUCCUGUUUUAAAAUUUAGAGACACAUUUGUGCCUAUCCCAGUCAGGAGAAAAAUAAUUCCAAAAAUAAGGUGGAUAUCUGAUAUUUACCAAGUAGUAUGUAUAAAAGAAAAACCAUAUCUGAAAAUACAAGAUGUUAUUAAACCAAUUCCAUGUGAUGUGGAUAUAAAAUAUAGAGAAUGUAUGGAAAAGGCAUGUGCAAUUAAUCCAAAUGAGUUACCACAAGAUGAUGUUCAUGCAAUGUGGAUGAAAGUUAAUGCUCAUCUAGCUGAUAAAAAAAAAAAGGAAUACGGAAAUCUAUAUCCAUAUUAUAGAACUAAUAAUGAAAAUAAAAAAGGAAUUUCCAGCCAAAUGGAGUAUAAUAGAAAUGAAGAAAGAGAAUAUUCCAAAGAGGAAUAUAUAAAUUUUAGAGAAGAAAAUGAAAACAGUAUAACAAUUAAAGAAAAUAGAGAAAAUGAAGAAAAUAAUAUACUUCAGGAAAACAAAGAAAAGGGAGAAUCAGAUGAGAACAUAAAAAAUGAAGAAAGAGGCGAAAAAGAAGAAGAAGAAGAAGAUGAAAACGAAGAAAAUAAAGAAAAAAAUGAAAUAGAAGAAAAUGAGGAAAAACAUAAUCAAGAAACCGAGGAAGGUAAUUCAAAUAUGAAAUCUGAUUCUGAAAAAAAUAUAAUUAAAAAUAAAAGUGAUGUGCACAAUGAAGAUGCAAAUAAUGAAAAUAAAAACAUACAAAAAGAUGAAAUAACUAAUAAAGAAUAUAAAAAAAAAAGAGAAAAUAAUGAAUCAAACAAUGCAGAUGAAAACAUUUUUGAAAGUAGUGAAACAUUUAUGAAUGAAAUGAAAAAGGAAUAUUUUGAAGAACAUUCUGUUGGAUCUUUACAUCCAUCGCAUCCUCUAGCUAUGGCCUAUUUACAGAAUAAAUGGAUUGAAACUGACACACUAAGAACUCAUGAACUUUACACAAAUGAUUUUAUAAAAGCAAAUAUAUAUGCUAACUUUAAUACAAGAAAUGGAAAUAUUAAAAUGUCUCCUUUUAUGCGUGACAAAGAAUUUCUAAAAACAGCUAGUCCACUUAUGUCUGCUUUUAAACAAAAUAACAUAAGUAAUAUAGAAAGUUAUUAUAAUAAUGCCAUUUUUCAAAAUAUAAAUGAAGAAGCAAGUAAAUAUAAAAAUCACCAAUUUAAUGAAAUGGAAGAAAAAAAUGAAGCUACAGAAGUAAAAUUAUAUCAUAAAAUAAACAAUGUUAAAAAAGAAGACAGAGAUUCUACAAAUAAUAAAUGUUGUAAUUAUUUUUGCAAAAAAUGA